Molecule: messenger RNA, 2272 nt
Organism: Ricinus communis (castor bean)
Lineage: Eukaryota; Viridiplantae; Streptophyta; Magnoliopsida; Malpighiales; Euphorbiaceae
Product: pre-mRNA-processing factor 17
Exons: 2
Coding region: 177-1925 (582 amino acids)
Biological process (GO): mRNA splicing, via spliceosome
Cellular component (GO): catalytic step 2 spliceosome
Molecular function (GO): protein binding; mRNA binding
Source: RefSeq, a predicted model, not a curated record
AAAUAUCAUAAGAGAAAGCUUUGGGAAAAUUCCCUCGCCUUCCACACUUGCGCCGUUUAAUUACCUCUGUCAACCGCCGACUCAAGGCCUUCAGAAAAAUUUUCUUCAGGACUUCCCUAAGAAACCCUCGUUACACUAUUAUCUCAUCUCAUCUAGAUCCAAUUCAAUUCGAGUAGAUGGAUCUUCUACGAACAUACAGAAACGACGACGAAUCAGACGAACAAGAACACCAAAACCCUAAUUCCUCACCAGAUUCGUCUCCACCCCGUCUCCUUCCAUCCAAAUCCGCCGCACCGAAAGUGGACGACACAACACUAGCUCUAGCAGUAGCUCAAGCGAAUCAAAUCCUCUCAAAACCAAUCGACCCCGUUCAGCACGCCGUUGCGUAUAACCCAACCUAUGACCAGCUCUGGGCUCCAAUUCAAGGCCCUGCACAUCCUUACGCAAAAGAUGGAAUUGCCCAAGGCAUGCGUAAUCACAAGCUUGGCUUCGUGGAAGAUGCUGCAAUUGACUCAUUUGUGUUUGACGAGCAGUAUAAUACUUUUCAUAAGUAUGGUUAUGCUGCUGAUCCUUCUGCAUCUGAAGGUAACAAUUAUGUUGGUGAUUUAGAUGCUUUACGCAAUAAUAAUGCUAUUUCUGUUUAUAAUAUUCCCCAAAAUGAGCAAAAGAGACAAAAAGUUGAGAAGAAGAUAGCAGCGAAAGCCGACGAAACUGAGGAUCAAGUUACUGACAAGGAAGAGAUUGAUAAUCCGGCGACUGAUGUUUGGUUAAUGAGGAAUCGAAAGAGUCCAUGGGCUGGUAAGAAGGAAGGUCUGCAAACGGAAUUGACUGAGGAGCAGAAGAAGUACGCAGAGGAGUAUGCGAAGAAGAAAGAAGAGAAGGGAGGUGCUGAUAAAGGAGAAGUUGUUGCUGACAAGACUACUUUUCAUGGUAAGGAAGAGAAAGAUUAUCAAGGGAGAUCGUGGAUUGAACCUCCUAAGGAUGCUAAAGCCAGCAAUGAUCAUUGUUAUAUACCAAAACGACUUGUGCAUACUUGGAGCGGACAUACUAAAGGUGUUUCUGCUAUUAGGUUUUUCCCCAAGAAGGGGCAUUUAAUUCUUUCGGCUGGGAUGGAUACCAAGGUCAAGAUUUGGGAUGUGUUUAAUUCUGGUAAGUGUAUGAGAACUUAUAUGGGUCAUUCAAAGGCUGUUAGAGAUAUUUCAUUUUGCAAUGAUGGAACCAAGUUUUUGACUGCUGGCUAUGAUAAGAAUAUUAAGUACUGGGAUACCGAAACUGGUCAGGUUAUUUCCACUUUCUCCACUGGGAAGAUUCCUUAUGUUGUUAAACUUGAUCCCGAUGAUGAUAAGCAGAAUAUAUUGUUGGCUGGUAUGAGUGAUAAGAAAAUUGUUCAAUGGGAUAUGAAUACAGGGCAAAUUACUCAGGAGUAUGAUCAGCAUUUGGGGGCUGUAAAUACUAUUACAUUUGUCGAUAAUAAUAGGAGGUUUGUAACUUCAAGUGAUGAUAAAUCACUCCGUGUAUGGGAAUUUGGAAUCCCUGUUGUUAUAAAAUAUAUUAGUGAACCUCACAUGCAUUCUAUGCCAUCUAUUGCUGUUCAUCCCAACACUAAUUGGUUUGCAGCACAGAGUAUGGAUAACCAGAUUCUUAUUUACAGUACUAGGGAAAGAUUUCAGUUGAAUAAGAAGAAGACGUUUAAAGGACAUACUGUGGCAGGUUAUGCUUGCCAAGUCAAUUUCUCACCAGAUGGACGGUUUGUUAUGUCAGGAGAUGGUGAGGGUAAGUGCUGGUUUUGGGACUGGAAGAGCACUAAAGUUUUCAGGACCCUUAAAUGCCAUGAGGGUGUGUGCAUUGGGUGUGAGUGGCAUCCAUUGGAGCAAAGUAAAGUGGCAACUUGCGGUUGGGAUGGCUUGAUUAAGUACUGGGACUAAUUUCCUAUUACGAAGCUGGAUGCCUUCAUUAAGUUAAUCAAUAUUAGGCCACUUCAGUCAUCCUGAAAGACAAAUGACUGUGCAAAUCUUGUCAGAUAGAGGGGUACAUGUUAGAUAUAAAGAUCAGAGGAGCCUUGGAGGAACCCAAUAUUAUUCAUAGUUCUCCACUGAAAUCUUAGCGGGCCAGUUGGUGAGAAUUGAUAAAUGUACAAUAGCAUCAUAUCACUGUAUCACAUCACUGCUGAACAGACUCAGUUUUAUUGUUAGUCAUGCUAACUAGAGAUGUAACUUCAGUAAUGAAUUUUGUAGGCUGAAUUUGUUCUAAUGUUAUAUGCCGUUUUUCUCUC